Paramormyrops kingsleyae is the source of this 1984-nucleotide messenger RNA. RefSeq names its product GTPase IMAP family member 7-like. The record is from RefSeq and is a predicted model, not a curated record. Lineage: Eukaryota; Metazoa; Chordata; Actinopteri; Osteoglossiformes; Mormyridae. Gene Ontology annotation, molecular function: GTP binding.
GAAAUGGUGCUGUUCAUCAAAAAAUGGCAGAAAUACUCAAACACCACUGAGGUCAUGAUCUGGAGACAUGGCCAGAAACCUUCCUAAUGGGUGUGUUUUUCUAGAAACCAGAAUAUCACACGGGCCUUCUGUAUGGUGAAUUAACUUUUGGGGGCCGGGAAGGUGUUUUCCUAUUGGCCUUAUUGGAUGAACUGGAAGAGUAUAUAAGGUACAAUGAAGUGUGUCUAGGGGACAUUAUCCAGCACAUCAUACUGAGGAUCAUCCUACUACUGUAGCCAUAAUAUCCAAGUCAUUUUCCUAAAGAAUUACAAUCCUUCACUAUUAUCAAGAAAACAUUCAGCUGUCUUGAUACAGAUACUUCACAUAAAAAUACAUCCAGCAAGAAGGAUCUUUCUGUGACCUCAUACAUCAAAGAGCAGAAACAUGGCAGAUUCUAGCGAGCUGAGGAUUGUCAUUUUUGGGAAAGCUAAGUCUAACAAUAGAACUGUGAAAGACCUUCUUGAAGAAAACCUUGAACAAGGAAAGAUUAAUAGGAGAAAAGUGAAAAUGAUUGAGGCACCAGGCAUCUUUGAUCCUGACAAUAAUGCUGAAGAUCUAAAGAAAGCCUUAAUUUCCUGUAUUUUUGAUUGUGCUCCUGGUGUGCAUGCCUUCAUCUUAGUGAUGAAAGUAGGCAAGUAUACUGAUGAGGAGAAAGCGCUUGUGAGUAUGAUAAAUAUGUGCUUUGGUGAGGAAACCCUGAAGUACACAGCUCUCCUGUACAACCACGGCCAGUGUCUUGACGAAGGCCAAUCCAUUGAAGAUUUCGCAAAAACCAACGAUGACCUUAAGAAAUGCGUUGAAGAUUGUGGAGGCGGAGUCCAUGUCAUUGACAGCAAGAGCUGGAAUGAAAAUGGGAGGAACAGCACAAACUUGAAAAAUCUAAUAAAAAGCAUCGGUGAUAUCAUAAACAGCCAUGACGGGGGUUACUACACAACUUCGAUCCAGGAAGGAAUUGAAGAUAUACUACAGGGUAUCAUAAAGAAAAUGGACCCAGGGGAGACAGAGCCAAAGGCAAAAGCCAUUAAGAAAAUGAUUAAAAAAGUGACCCCUGUCCUAAUACGCGUACCAGCCUUAGUGCUGCUUUCAACACUGGUGGGCUUCAAAAAUGGCUUUAAGAAUGCUUCUUUGUCUGAUGUUAAGCAGAUCAUCUUGAAUACCAUUUUGGGGGCAGUAAAAGGUGGAAUGGCUACCAUAAACGCAGUCAAAGGUUCAUCUGAUUUAUAUGAGGUAUCAGAUGAACUGAAAAAAAAAAUUAAGGAGACAAAGGGAGAGUGUUUAAUACUAUAAUGCAGGGGACUCAUUCAUCUCUGAGAUACACAGAACCCCAAUGCACCUGAGCAUCAUUACUGCAGUCCUACUAUUAUUAACUCUGCUACCCUUUUUGCCACUAUUACCACCUUAAGUAGCCUAAAUUGUGCUCAAUCACAGUCAAGAAUUUGCUUUGUUUUUUGAUUAAUGAACCAGCAGCAGUAGGUGCCGCCUUAAAUGCCCCAAAAGCAUUUCUGCCGCCCUUUUCUUUUUUUAAUCUGAUCGCUUCUAUUGUUACCCAAGCACCAGGGAGCAUUUUUAAUGUGUCUAUGAUUUUACAAAUGCGCUUAUGUUUGACCAAAGCUAACCUAGUUCACACUAGUGACUCACUGUAUUCACUGAUUUUACAUUUUACAUUAAGUAGUUGCUUUUUAAUUAUCGCUUUUUUUCGUAACUUAAUUUUCAGAAUGCCAAGUGGAAUAUAUUAAUUACACUUAAGUAGAAAUAAUUGUAUUCAUGCAGUUGUAAAUUGUUAUGUUUGGAGUAAAUUCAUUAGAUGUCAUACAUUGCAAUAAUCCUGAAGCUUGCUGAUUAACUGAAAGGUGUGUAUUACCAUAAAGAGAAACUGUGUUCGGGGUUAUUCCAGAGAAAUCAUUUGGGAAAUAUUUAGCAUCAUAAAUAAAGUCAUACAGCUAUA